CUGUUUAUGGCUACUUUAAACUUAGGCUCUGCUUCUCACUUUGUUGACCAGCUUCAGCAACGCCCCGAUCUCCACCUAGAUUCCCCCCCAACUUCUGACCAUGUCAACCACUUCAACGCCAGCGGCGGCUCCGGCGGUAGCGGUGAUGUCAUGGUCCGUCGCCCCAGGGGCCGCCCUGCCGGCUCCAAGAACAAGCCAAAGCCCCCCGUGAUCAUCACGCGCGAGAGCGCCAACACGCUCCGCGCUCAUAUCUUGGAGGUCGGUGGUGGAUGCGACGUCUUCGAGGCGGUGGCCGGCUAUGCACGCCGACGACAACGGGGGAUCUGUGUAUUGAGUGGAAGUGGGAUUGUGAAUAAUGUUAGCUUGCGGCAGCCCGCGGCUGCUGGAUCGGUGUUGACGUUGCAAGGGAGGUUUGAGAUUUUGUCGUUGUCGGGAUCGUUCCUGCCGCCGCCUGCACCGCCCGGUGCUACCAGUCUCACCAUUUUCUUGGCCGGAGGACAAGGACAAGUGGUGGGAGGGAAUGUGGUGGGAGCUUUGAUCGCAUCGGGGCCAGUCAUCGUCAUAGCAUCGUCGUUUAGUAACGUUGCAUACGAGAGGUUGCCGUUGGAUGAAGAAGAAUUGCCGAUGCAGGCUGGUGGUGGUGACGGUGAUGGAGGCGACGGUAGCGGCGACGGUCACAACAACCCUUUUCCUGAUGCAUCUUCCAGUCUGCCCUUUCUUAAUCUGCCUAUGAACAUGCCCAAUCAGAAUCAAUUUUUUGGUUGA
Messenger RNA from Benincasa hispida (wax gourd), 765 nucleotides. RefSeq names its product AT-hook motif nuclear-localized protein 23-like. Lineage: Eukaryota; Viridiplantae; Streptophyta; Magnoliopsida; Cucurbitales; Cucurbitaceae. The record is from RefSeq and is a predicted model, not a curated record. Gene Ontology annotation, molecular function: DNA-binding transcription factor activity; minor groove of adenine-thymine-rich DNA binding. Gene Ontology annotation, cellular component: nucleus.